CGGUAGUGGGGAUUUUGACGCAUGUCCGUCGCAUAUUGCAAUGAAAAUGGCGUCCUGUUGUCAGGAUCGGUUUCGAGAAAAUUUAAACUCUUAAAAAACUUCAUGACCUAUGCCUCAUCAAGUAAAAUGAAUAACAAAGAAUAAAUCUAAAGAAUCUGUAGUAGAAAGCGAACCGAAUAUUUUCGCACUGAGCCAUCCGCAAGCCUUUGAAUCGUCUCUCGAACGAGCUCUGAGGAUGCCUCUGAAGUCUGUUUAGUGCAAGUGCAGUGUUUUGUGGUGUAACCCCCCGGAUGCAAGACGGAUAACUACAGGAGGAUCAGGGCCGACAGCACCAUAUAUGAUGUGCUGGAGCCAUAGGUUGGGGUCGUAAAAUGGAAAAAAACCGACAUGGCCGACAUAAAGAUAAGUCGAGAAAGUCGAAAAAGCGCAAAAACCAUCGUGAGGCCAACGGCGCCUCGUCCACGUCUCUAGCCGCUUCCAAGCCCCUGGUCGAGUACUCGGAUGUGAGCUCGGAGGACCUCUCAGGGCCCGAAGCCGGUGAAAUCCAGAGCGGAGAAGAGAGUCUCAGCCUGAGUGAUGACGGCGAAAUAAUGCACAGGAGCAGCCGCAGAUACACUCGCAUUGAAGAAGAGUAUUACCUCGCUAGAGAGUCGCAACUCGUCAUUGGACACUCUCCAGGCCGCAGACAUAGACUUGACCCGUCUAUGAUCCCCCGUUCCCCUUCCCCUCUGAUGGUAACACACCGCGAACGCAAACCAUCAGUCUCAUCCAGAUCGUCCCGAUCGAGCGAAAUUCGCCACCGACGAAAAACCGACGGUUCACCGUCCGACUAUCGUCAAGUAGCUGUUUCGCCGUCUUACACCGACGAUUAUGAUUCACUAGACCGAAAAAAGCGAAAAAAGAAAGACAAAAAACACAAAAAAGAAAAGAAGAAUAAGAAAAAGAAGAAACGAAGUAAACACCAUUCGAGAAGUACAAGUCUUGAUAGUCUCGAUUCCGAUUCGGAGGAAACUCCACCAAAAAAACCAGAAGGCGAGAAAGAAGUUCUUUCUGAUUGGGAGACUUCAUCUGUUAAAAAUCCGGCCCCCAUUAUCGAUAAAAUCGAUACUAGUGCUUGUUCACCGGUAUCGAACGAUAGUCAUAUCGCAUCACCUGAACCCCCAGAAGUUGAACGCUCCCCAAGUCCCGGGGCUGUAACACCGCCCCCGAGACCACACAAUCUACCCCCGAGAGAAUCACCACAUACUCCUCCUUUGAUACCCACAAGGGUGAACAAUUCGAUAGACGACUACGAAAGACAUAAAUCCUACACCACUUCACCGAUAGUUAUUGAUGAUUAUAACCAAAGUCAUUCAGUGAAAUCGCCUUUUAGAAAUCCGAGUCCAGAGCUAAGUAUGCAUCAUUCGCACAGUUCGAGACGACGUUUGGAGAGGAGCUCCAGUCAUCGGAAACAUCGCAGGGAAAAGGAGAAAUUGAGGGACAAGAGGAGGUUGUCGAGGAGUCGCAGCCCCAUCAGCAGGAGGCGCUCCAGGUCCUCCAGCUGGAGCAGGAGGCACCACAGCCCCUCGCCCACCAGGAGCAAAUUAAAGAAGUAUAAGUCGCGGAGUCCCAGGAGGGACCGCGAAAGGACGCCCUCAAGAAGCCGCGACAAGAACCGCAGCCCGAGCCCGCACUCCAUCAAGUCCUCACAACUAAAGAACAAGAUCACCGACACUAGUCUAUUCGCCGAGUUGGUGAAAGAUCGCCACAAACGCGAACUCGAACUGAAAAAAAUCGAAAACUUGCUCGAAAACAAAACCGAUAAACCCGAGUCAGACGCGAAACCCGAAGCAACCGUUACGAAACCAUCGAGUGACGAGGUUGAUGCAUGCGCUGACAAAACCAACUCCAUUCCAAUUCCCAUGGAUAUUGACGAUAUUCCAAUUCCGGAACAAAAUCCGGUGAAAUUAAACGAAAUUGCAUUACCGGACGCGGCACCGCUGCCAAAUGACAAACCGGAACAACCACCAACGCCACCGCUGCCAAACAGUGCGCCGCCAAAACCACUAGAGAAUAAAACACAACCGCCGCCACCACCAGCGCCGCCUAAGAAAGAAGUGGGGAAGAAACAAAAAAUAACCAAGUUACCGAUGCCGCCUGGAUUGAAUCAGAACGAGUUGGAGAUGAUUGAGUCGCCUCCGAGUCGGUCGCCGACGCCGCCACCGCCGGUGGUGGUCAAGCCCAAGACGCCGCCACCGAAAAAGGGAAUCAUGAAUCUGCCCAUGCCGCCAGUUAUCCCGGGGACGGAAGAACUGAGCGGUGACGACGACGUCACGAACACUCCCCCACGUAUAACGAACAACAGAGUGGGUGAAAAGUCGAAAAUAACGCCAAAACCACGUCUCAAACGGCCGAAAAUUUUAAAACGGCGCGGUUCGAGAAAUUUCCAAGCCGUCAGUGGCAAAGACUGGGGCGAAAGAUGCGUCGAUAUGUUCGAAGUAAUUGCUCAGAUAGGUGAAGGGACUUAUGGUCAAGUAUACAAAGCGAAAGAUGUUACCGCUGGUGAAUUAGUUGCCUUGAAAAAAGUCCGUUUGGAAAAUGAGAAAGAAGGCUUCCCCAUAACGGCAGUUCGCGAAAUCAAAAUUUUGAGGCAAUUGAAUCAUAAAAAUAUCGUUAAUUUGAGAGAAAUCGUGACGGAUAAACAGGACGCUGUUGACUUUAGGAAGGAUAAAGGAUCGUUUUAUUUAGUCUUUGAGUAUAUGGACCAUGAUCUGAUGGGGCUGCUGGAGUCGGGAAUGGUCGAUUUUAACGAAAUGAACAACGCCUGCAUUAUGAAGCAGUUGCUGGAUGGGCUGAACUACUGUCACAAGAAGAAUUUUCUGCAUAGGGACAUUAAGUGUAGUAACAUUUUAAUGAAUAACAGAGGCGAGGUGAAGCUGGCGGACUUCGGUCUGGCGCGCCUUUACAACGCCGAAGACAGACAGAGGCCUUACACGAACAAAGUGAUAACCCUAUGGUACCGCCCCCCUGAGCUGCUCCUGGGGGAGGAAAGAUACGGUCCUGCAAUCGACGUGUGGAGUUGCGGUUGCAUUUUAGGCGAACUUUUCCUGAAAAAACCGCUCUUCCAGGCAAACGCCGAAAUGAUGCAACUCGAGAUGAUUUCGCGCGUCUGUGGCACUCCGACUCCGGCCGUUUGGCCCUCGGUUAUCAAGCUGCCGCUUUUCCACACUUUGAAGCCGAAAAAACUGCACCGGAGGCGUUUGCGCGAAGAUUUCAUGUUUAUGCCGCAAACGGCGUUGGAUUUGUUGGAUAAAAUGUUGGAUUUGGAUCCGGAGAAGAGGAUAUCGGCGGAGGAUGCACUUAAAUCGCCCUGGUUGAAGAACAUAAACCCGGAACAGAUUUGUGCACCGGAAUUGCCCACGUGGCAAGACUGUCAUGAAUUGUGGAGUAAAAAGAGGAAACGACAAAUGCGCGAACAGCAAGAAUCCGUUCAGAAUUUACCGCCGGGAAAACCGAUCGUUUUAAGGGACAAAAAACCGGAAGAUACGUCCGAAGUCGGGGGUUCGUCAAAAGUGCUAAAAAUGGAGGCUUACGACGCGGCUGUGCUCUCGUACGCGCUCGCGACCGCGGCCACGAAAAUCAAGCCCGGCCUGCUGGGGAUAGCCCCCAUGUUGCCCCCGAGAAUCCCCGACGGCGAGUCGCUCACGCCCCCCACGCGUCACCAGGAAACGGACGAGAACCGCAACUAUCUCUACCAGCUUCUCUGCACCGUUGAGCAGCAAAUCGUCAACAAAACUGCGGUACAGUUGCCCCAACUGAUGGAAAUUUGCGCAACGAAGCAGGCACAGGUGGAUCAACAGACCAUCGCGUACUUGGAGACACUCCAAACCGAGUUGCGACAAAUUUGCAAAAACAACCCCUCAGCCACGCAUUUACUGCAACUGCGAAUCGAGGAUGAGGGGGAACACAGUCCGGGAGUGUCCUUAAAUACCGACAUCGUCGUGAAAAGUUUGACCGAAUUGAUGAAACAUUUCGGGCUGGUUUUGGGGCCCAAUGUUUUAAAGAAGAUUUUGUAAGCCUUAAUUUUGUAAAAAUUUUAUAUUUUGCCAGUUUCGUUCACGAACCUCAUGUAUGUGGCAAAAAUAUUACAUAUUUUAGCAGAUACUGUCAAAUUGUACAUUUAUCGAUGAGUAAAUGACUAUUACCUGA
Messenger RNA from Tribolium castaneum (red flour beetle), 4188 nucleotides. It is a transcript of the gene Cdk12, whose product is annotated as Cyclin-dependent kinase 12. The record is from RefSeq and is a predicted model, not a curated record. Lineage: Eukaryota; Metazoa; Arthropoda; Insecta; Coleoptera; Tenebrionidae. Gene Ontology annotation, molecular function: ATP binding; cyclin binding; RNA polymerase II CTD heptapeptide repeat kinase activity. The transcript is spliced from 10 exons. Bases 372 to 4055 code for a protein of 1227 amino acids. Gene Ontology annotation, cellular component: cyclin/CDK positive transcription elongation factor complex; nucleus. Gene Ontology annotation, biological process: protein phosphorylation; positive regulation of transcription elongation by RNA polymerase II.